Messenger RNA from Penicillium bovifimosum, 2457 nucleotides. RefSeq lists its product as uncharacterized. Bases 1 to 2457 code for a protein of 818 amino acids. The transcript has 2 exons. The record is from RefSeq and is a predicted model, not a curated record. NCBI's taxonomy places the organism in Eukaryota, Fungi, Ascomycota, Eurotiomycetes, Eurotiales, Aspergillaceae.
AUGACCUCGUCGCGGGACUCGCUGAUCUACACCGACCGACCUCAGCGAGCUUGGAAUCCACUUGAAUUCUCCAGGGACCCAGAUUACCGCUAUCAUUCCGCAUCAGACAGCACCUGGUCUGAAGAAGUCCUGCGCGACGUAGGCUUGGGAAUAUCGGGGACGUCAGAAGAGACCAUUCGUACCACCGAUCAGCGUGAUUCAACCGAUAGUACUGAGACUACGACGCCCCGCGAUGCUUAUCAGGUCCCGCCGUCUCCACAGUCUCCGCCCCCACACGGCUACGUGCGAUGUCCCAAUCGCGCAACGGUCCUCCAAAAACGCCUCUCGUGGGUCCCGCUGACGGUUUUGAUUCUUGCGAUCUAUGCUACCGUGUUUUCGGGUCUAUAUCUCGCUAUCGCCUUGCGCAAACCCCGAUGGACCAAUGUCUCCAGCGAUGGGCCGUUGGUUCCAUCAACUGCGGCUCUGUUGAGCGCCUUCUUCGCGAAGACGAUUGAGUUGGCUUAUGUCACGGUUUGUGUGGCGUUCUUGGGACAGGUGUUGAGUCGAAGGGCUUUGAUGAGGGAUUCCCGAGGAAUCAGCAUCUCGGAUAUGAAUAUGAGGGCAUGGAUCAUGCAGCCAGGAUCGAUGAUUGUGCAUUGGGAGGCACUGCGAUAUUCGGGGCUUACUUUCCUGGGGGCGAUUGCCUUAGUUGCGACUUUCGUGGCGAUGCUUUAUACCACUGCAGCGCAGGCUUUGGUUACUCCGAAGCUCUCCCUUGGCCCUGCGGAGCCAAGAAUACUCCAGGGCAAGGUGACUGCUAGUUAUGGAAACAACCCAUAUCUUGCCUCAGUCUGCGAGACACCGAUCACCAAUUACACGGAUCCUUUGUAUUGGAACACCACAUGCCUCCAAAUCGAACACGUUGGCACCGCAUAUCACAAUUAUGAACGAUGGAUUAAUGAAUGGAGCCAGCGCGUGAAUAACGAUAGUAAGACGUCGACCGAACUCAAAAGGCGCCCACAGCCAUCAGGUUCAAUCUGGGACAACACCACAGUUACUGGAAGCUGGAUCGAUAUCCAAGACAUGGCCACACUAUCCAAGAAAUACGGCCGAAUGGUCAACAAUAUAACCAUGGCAAUGCCACACGGCGGCAUCCCCGGAGCAGCCAUGGACCCCAAAAAUAAAAUCAAACAGCCCAGAGCCACCUCCGGCGAAGGCACAUACAACAUCGAAGCCUCAGUCCCCUCGCCAGCAGUCAACAUUCUCUGCGUCGGAAUGACCAAAGAAGAGCUCAGCCCACUAGUCUACGCAUCCUGGCCAGGAGGCAGCAAAUUCAACCCGACCGCCUGGAACAACUACCCAGAAGAGGACAUCCCUCGCUACCCAUCCUGGCUAAACCGCACAGUCGUCGACGAGCUCUUCCAGUUCGGCCCGAAAUACGGCCAAGUCCCUCCAGUCUUCGGCAAAUUCCCGCAACCGUACAACACAAUCCUCAAUACCACCGGUGCAUGGCCCGCAAACGCAAUCUACCUCCUAGGCGCCACGGCAUCAGAACACAAAGAGAUGCCACCAUACGUGAUGUGCGCAAUGCGCGGGAAACAGACAGGCAAAUGUUCAACCAAGUACUCCGCAGACUCCAGCGGAGCAGUCCUCAGCGUAAGCUGCGAAGACCCACAGAACGAAAUGCAAUACGACCGACGUUUCAACGGAUUCAUCGAGGGACUGUGGAACCCGGACUGGAAGAAUGUUGCCGCGGAGUGGGCGAAUGCUGUCAGUCUCAACUCGGGUAUCACCGACGGCGCAGCGAGUAACGCCCGUUUGCUGAUGCAGAUGAUGCCGCGGUACGAGGAAGAUAAGAAGACAUUCUCGCUGGACCCGGUCCUCCCGUCCAUGGCUGAGGCACUGGCCGUUAUGGCGGGGAGCACGCUAAUUCUGAGUUCGCGGGAUGCGCCGUUCGUGGCGUAUUGGAACUAUACCGUUAACGGGCAUCCACUCAAAGAGCCUGUGUACCAGUUUUUUGAGGCUACUACCCAGGCUGUUGGGUAUGCUUCCGGUGGGACGGAGCGGUGGCAAGGUGUUUUCUAUGUGAUUCUGGUGUUUUGCUUCUUGACCAGUGCCGUGUGUCUUGGAUUUAUGAUUAUUGAAGCGCGUGGACGCCAGGUGACUGAUUUCACAGAGCCGCAGAAUUUGUUUGCGCUUGCUAUGAAUAGUCCCCAGACGGCGCAAUUGCAGGGUGCCUGUGGAUGUGGACCGUGGGGGAAGCAGUUGAAGGGGAGGUGGUUUAUUGGCAUGGCGGAGGAUGAUGAACAUUAUUACAUUCGGAGUAAGAAUGAGGAGAAUGUACCGUUUAAGAGUACAAUGGAUUCCAGCCCGGAACCGAUGGAGAUGGAUGAUGGCACUGGCAAGAUGGUCAGUCCUAUGGUCAAUGAGUUCCGGAAGGUGUCGAAGCGGCAUUCGUUUUUGGCGAAGCUUUAUUGA